AUGUCGACCUCGGAAGGACAUUACACCAUGGAGUCUCAGACUGGUGCUCCCAAGAAGACUAUCUGGCAGUCGAUUCGUGAGAAUCCAAAGAUCAUCUUUAUUGCAUUCUUUGCAUCUCUCGGUGGUUUUGAAUAUGGUUACCAACAAGGUGUCCUGGGUCAAUCCCUCGUAAUGACCCGCUUCACCCAAAACUUCCCCUCAGUAGUCCAAUCGUCUUCCGCAACAGGCUGGCUCACAUCCAUCCUCCAACUCGGCGGUAUUCUCGGCUCUCUAUCAGCCGGUGUCUCUUCUGAAAUCAUUUCUCGCAAGUACACCAUGUUCAUCGCCUGCUGCUGGGUUGUUCUCGGAUCUUAUCUCUAUGUUGGUGCUACCGCUGGAAACCCUUCGCUUCUUUACGCUGGUCGAUUUUUGACUGGUGUUGGUGUUGGUCUUUUCUCCGGUGUUGGACCUCUUUACAACGCUGAGCUUUCAUCUGCUGAGAUGCGAGGAUUCCUCGUUUCUUUUUAUCAGCUUGCUACUAUCCUUGGAAUCAUGCUUUCGUUCUGGGUUGGUUAUGGAUGUAACUACAUCGGCGGAACAGGCGAUGGCCAAUCCGACCUCGCUUGGCGACUACCCUCUAUCAUUCAGGGUAUUCCCGCCGCCAUUCUCGCCGUCGGAAUCUGGUUCAUGCCCUUUUCUCCCCGCUGGCUCGUCAAGGUCAGUCGUGACGAAGAGGCCAAGUCCACACUUGCAUGGAUGCGCAAGCUUCCCGUCGACUCUGACCAAGUGCAAGUCGAAUACCUCGAAAUCAAGGCCGAAGCCGUUUUCGAACAAAAGGUUUUCGCCCGCGAUUUCCCUCAUCUUGCUGAGAAGGGCAAGAGCAAAUUCCGUCAGGAGAUUGCGCAAUAUGUUACUUGCUUCCGAUCAAUGGAUAACCUUAAGCGUGUUUGCACUGCUUGGUUGAUCAUGUUUUUCCAGCAGUGGUCCGGUAUCGACGCUAUUAUCUACUACGCUUCCAAUGUUUUUAUCAGCCUGGGUCUUACUGGUGGAACUAUUGCUCUGCUUGCUACUGGUGUUACUGGUGUUGUUUUCCUCGUUAGCACUAUCCCUGCUAUGUUCAUCAUCGAUCGUGUUGGUCGAAAGCCUAUGCUUCAGGUUGGAUCUAUUGUCAUGGGUGCCAGUAUGGUUACUGUUGGUAUCAUCGUCGCCAAGUUCCGCCACGACUGGCCUUCUCACGUCGCCGCUGGUUGGACUGCCGUUGCUCUGAUCUGGGUUUACAUCGCUGGUUUCGGUGCCACAUGGGGUCCCGUCUCUUGGACUCUCAUCUCCGAGAUCUUCCCCCUCUCCAUCCGCGCCAAGGGUGCAUCCAUCGGAGCCUCUAGCAACUGGGUCAACAACUUCGCCAUCGCUUUCUUCGUUCCUCCCAUGCUUGAGGCCUGGGAGUGGGGAACCUACAUCUUCUUCGCUGUUUUCCUGUUCGUUGGUAUUCUCUGGGUCUGGUUCUAUCUUCCCGAGACCAAGAAUGCUUCUCUUGAGGAGAUGGACCGUGUUUUCAAGAGCCGUGCUGGUGAGCAGGAUGCUAUUCUGCUUCAGGAAGCUCAGGCUGAGGUUGGUUUGAUGGCUGCUGCUUCUGGACGAAAGUCUAUGGAGAAGGGUGGUGAGAAGCACGUUGAGGAGUUGUAA
This is a messenger RNA of Fusarium coffeatum, 1662 nucleotides long. RefSeq lists its product as uncharacterized. The record is from RefSeq and is a predicted model, not a curated record. The transcript has 2 exons. Gene Ontology annotation, biological process: transmembrane transport; carbohydrate transport. Gene Ontology annotation, cellular component: membrane. NCBI's taxonomy places the organism in Eukaryota, Fungi, Ascomycota, Sordariomycetes, Hypocreales, Nectriaceae. The coding region runs from base 1 to 1662 and encodes 553 amino acids. Gene Ontology annotation, molecular function: carbohydrate:proton symporter activity.